This is a messenger RNA of Pipistrellus nathusii (Nathusius's pipistrelle), 1224 nucleotides long. NCBI's taxonomy places the organism in Eukaryota, Metazoa, Chordata, Mammalia, Chiroptera, Vespertilionidae. The record is from the annotation of a GenBank genome assembly.
AUGACGGCCUCUCGCGGGCCUCGCAGGGCACCUCCUCGCCGUGCCUUCUCCGCUCGGAGCCUCGUUGGGAACCUGUUGGUGACGCUAGUGCUCUGGCUACCCGCGCCCACCGAUGCCUGUGAUGAGAUACCAAGAUAUGUCUCCAUGAAACCCAAGGGUAAUCCUGUGGCCCCUGUAGAAGUUGGGUUCAAAGCAGAAUACGAGUGUCGCCCAGGAUACAGGUUUAUUGUGCCUCUUGUUCGUCCCACCUCUACUGUUUGUCAGGCAGAUGGCACAUGGGCACCUACUCUCCAGGAAAUUUGUACAAGAAAAUCAUGUCCACAUCCAGGAGAGCCCUUAAAUGGCCGUGUAGACGGAAGUACUCAGUUUGGUUCACAGGUUAACUAUUCUUGUAAUGAGGGUUAUUACUUAGUUGGAAAUUCAUUUCUGCGUUGUGAACUUAUUGGAAAUGAAGUGGCUUGGAGUGGUGACGCCCCACAGUGUAACAGGAUUUUGUGUAAACCACCUCCACAAAUACAAAAUGGAGAAUUCACCAAUAGCCAAAAGGAUACAUUUGAAUAUAAUGAAGUAGUCACUUACAGCUGUAAGCCUUCCGGUGGAUCAGAUCCAUAUUCCCUUGUUGGAAAUAGCACAUUGAGAUGUUCUGGGCAAGACAAAUGGAGUAGUGACCCUCCUGAGUGUAAAGUGGUCAGAUGUGAAUUUCCAUCAGUCCUUAAUGGAGAGCUUGUGUCAGGAUUUGGAACAAAAUUUUACUACAAAGAUGAGGUUGAAUUUAAAUGCAAUGAGGAUUAUUCCCUUGAAGGCAGCCCCAAAAUUGUCUGUGAAGCUAAUGCCACCUGGGUACCCGAGAAGCCUCGCUGUGUUAAAGUGGUGCCUCCUCCUCCUCCCAGUACCACAACUCCGAUUUUGAGUCCUUCAGUGUCAACUCCUCCCAGCACAAAACCUCCAAUUUCCAGUGUCACAGGUGUCAAGCCUAGUCCACCAACCAAGCCUCCAGUUUCAAGUAGUCCAGAUUUUACUCCUGUUCCUGGUGAAACACCAUCUAAAUCAUUAGGUGGUGGAGUCAUUGCUGUGAUUGUUAUUGCUGUAUGUGUUUUCUUGGGACUCAUUGCUGGCUGCUGUGUGUAUCUUCAAAAGAAGAAGAAGAAAGGGGAAACAGAAGGCACUGCAGCCUACAGCACAUACCAGAAUAAAUCAAGCACUCCAGCACAGCAGAUACUCUGA